This is a messenger RNA of Chanos chanos (milkfish), 1887 nucleotides long. RefSeq names its product transketolase a (gene tkta). The record is from RefSeq and is a predicted model, not a curated record. The coding region runs from base 1 to 1887 and encodes 628 amino acids. The transcript is spliced from 14 exons. Lineage: Eukaryota; Metazoa; Chordata; Actinopteri; Gonorynchiformes; Chanidae. Gene Ontology annotation, biological process: pentose-phosphate shunt, non-oxidative branch. Gene Ontology annotation, cellular component: endoplasmic reticulum membrane; extracellular exosome. Gene Ontology annotation, molecular function: transketolase activity; thiamine pyrophosphate binding.
AUGGAAGACUAUCAUAAACCUGACCAGCAGACAGUGCAGGCACUGAAGAACAUUGCUAACCGCCUAAGAAUCAAUUCCAUCAAGGCAACAACUGCAGCAGGCAGUGGGCAUCCAACAUCAUGCUGCAGUGUGGCAGAAAUCAUGUCUGUGCUCUUCUUCCAUACAAUGAAGUACCGACCUGAUGACCCUAGGAACCCCAAUAACGAUCGCUUCAUCCUGUCAAAGGGUCAUGCAGCCCCUGCCCUGUACUCUAUGUGGGCAGAAACUGGCUUCCUGAAGGAAAGUGAACUCCUGAGCCUAUGCCAGGUUGACUCCACCUUGGAAGGUCACCCAACACCAAAGCAGCAGUUUGUGGAUGUGGCCACUGGCUCUUUGGGACAGGGCCUCGGGGUGGCUUGUGGAAUGGCCUACACUGCGAAGUACUUUGAUAAGUCCAGUUACCGUGUAUACUGUCUGCUGGGGGAUGGUGAGAUGUCGGAGGGUGCAGUGUGGGAGGCUAUGGCCUUCGCCUCAUAUUACCAACUGGACAACCUGGUGGCCAUCCUGGACAUCAACCGUCUUGGUCAGAGUGAUCCUGCCCCUCUUCAGCACCACGUGGAGAAGUACCAGAGACGCUGUGAGGCCUUCGGUUGGCAUGCCAUCAUUGUUGAUGGGCACAGCGUAGAGGAACUCUGCAAGGCUCUGUGUCAGCCUAGACACCAGCCCACCGCCAUCAUUGCGAAAACCAUUAAGGGGAAAGGCAUUCCUGUGGCGGAGGAUAAGAUGGGUUGGCAUGCUAAGGCCCUGCCCAAAGAUAUCGCCGAGAGCGUGAUCAGGGACCUGCAGAGCCGCAUCCUCAACUGCAAUAAGCGUUUGUACCCUGCGACACCCAUGGAGGAUGCCCCGCCCGUCAGCCUGCGUAACAUCAGGAUGCCCAGUGCACCAAGCUACAAACCUGGAGAGAAGAUUGCUACACGGAAGGCGUAUGGAAUGGCUCUGGCUAAGUUGGGUCGCUAUAAUGAGCGAGUGGUUGCCAUGGAUGUUGACACCAAGAACUUCACCUACUCUGAGAUCUUUAAGAAUGAGCACCCCAACCGCUAUGUGGAGUGCUACAGCGCUGAGCAGAACAUGGUCAGUGUCGCCAUGGGCUGUGCUGCUCGUGAGAGGAAUGUUGUGUUUGCCAGCUCCUUGGCCACUUUCUUCACUCGAGCGUAUGACCAGCUGCGCAUGGCUGCUAUCUCAGAGAGCAACAUCAAUCUCUGUGGAUCCCACUGCGGCCUGUCUGUCGGUGAGGAUGGACCUGCUCAGAUGGGCUUGGAGGAUAUGGCCAUUUUCAGAGCCAUUCCCACUGCAACCAUCUUCUACCCCAGCGAUGGUGUGUCCACUGAGAAGGCAGUGGAACUUGCUGCAAAUACUAAGGGCAUUUGCUUCAUCAGGACCAGCCGCCCAGAGAGCACAGUCAUCUACAACAGCAACGAGGACUUCCAUGUCGGACAGGCUAAGGUGGUGUGUCAGAGCAAGGACGACCAGGUCACCGUCAUUGGAGCAGGAGUGACUCUGCACGAGGCUCUGACUGCAGCCGAACAGCUGAAGAAAGAGAGGAUCUUCAUCAGGGUGAUCGACCCAUUCACCAUCAAACCCCUGGAUAACAAAACCAUCAUCGAAAACGCCCGCAAUACCAGAGGUCGCAUUAUUACCGUCGAGGACCAUUAUUAUGAGGGUGGCCUUGGGGAGGCAGUGUGCUCAGCCAUAGUAAAUGAGCCAGGGUUCACCCUGCAGCGCUUGGCUGUUGCCCAUGUGCCACGCAGUGGGAAACCCUCUGAGUUGCUGAAGAUCUAUGGCAUCGACCAUGAUGCCAUUGCCCAGGCUGUCCGCAAGAUGCUCAGCAGCUCAGCCAAUGCUAAGUAA